Vicugna pacos (alpaca) is the source of this 2889-nucleotide messenger RNA. Lineage: Eukaryota; Metazoa; Chordata; Mammalia; Artiodactyla; Camelidae. The record is from RefSeq and is a predicted model, not a curated record.
UGGGAGGGGAUGGGCAGGGCAGCUAAAUAUAGUGCUGAGGCCAGGGCUCAGUCUGGGAGGGUCUGUCUGCUAUUCACUGGGCACCCAUCACCCGUGGUGUCCCCUGUCCUUGCUCUGAGCUUGCUGUUUGCCUCUUGCCUGUCUUCAGGCACAGCUCUGAUCCCUCUUCGGUUAGGCCUGACCUUGACUGGGCCUCUUGGGAGUCUCUUUUUGCUUAAGAUCUCCAAUCAGACCUGCCUGCCAUGUCGGCUGCGCCCGGCCUCCUGCACCAGGAGCUGUCCUGUCCGCUGUGCCUGCAGCUGUUCGACGCGCCUGUGACGGCUGAGUGCGGCCACAGCUUCUGUCGCGCCUGCCUGAACCGCGUGGCAGGGGAGCCCGCGGCGGACGGCACGGUGCUCUGCCCGAGCUGUCAGGCACCCACGCGGCCGCAGGCGCUCAGCACCAACCAGCAGCUGGCGCGUCUGGUGGAGGGGCUGGCGCAGGUGCCGCAGGGCCACUGCGAGGAGCACCUAGACCCGCUCAGCAUCUACUGCGAGCAGGACCGCGCGCUCGUGUGCGGCGUGUGCGCGUCGCUCGGUUCUCACCGCGGCCACCGCCUGCUGCCCGCCGCCGAAGCCCAUGCACGCCUCAAGACACAGCUCCCACAGCAGAAGCUGCAGCUGCAGGAGGCAUGCAUGAGAAAGGAGAAGAGUGUGGCCGUGCUGGAGCAUCAGCUGGCGGAGGUGGAGGAGACAGUACGUCAGUUCCGGGGGGCAGUGGGGGAGCAGCUGGGCAAGAUGCGGUUGUUCCUGGCUGCACUGGAGGGCUCCUUGGACCGCGAAGCAGAGCGUGUGCGGGGUGAGGCAGGGGUCGCCUUGCGCCGGGAGCUGGGGAGCCUGAACUCUUACCUGGAGCAGCUGCGGCAGAUGGAGAAGGUGCUGGAGGAGGUGGCAGACAAGCCACAGACUGAGUUCCUCAUGAAAUACUGCCUGGUGACCAGCAGGCUGCAGAAGAUCCUGGCAGAGUCACCACCCCCUGCCCGUUUGGACAUCCAGCUGCCUGUCAUCUCAGAUGACUUCAAAUUCCAGGUGUGGAGGAAGAUGUUCCGAGCCCUGAUGCCAGCGCUGCAGGAGCUGACCUUGACCCGAGCACGGCCCACCCGACUGCACGCCGUGCCUUCGCAGGGCUUCUGGCUGCUCGGGCUGCGCGACGCCAAGAUCCUGGAGGCUCACGUGGAAGCCAAGGAGCCGCGCGCGCUGCGCACCCCAGAGAGGCGGCCGACGCGCAUCGGGAUCUACCUAAGCUUCGGCGACGGCGUCCUCUCCUUCUACGACGCCAGCGACGCCGACGCGCUCGAGCUGCUCUUUGCCUUCCACGAGCGCCUGCCCGGGCCCGUGUACCCCUUCUUCGACGUGUGCUGGCACGACAAGGGCAAGAACGCUCAGCCGCUGCUGCUCGUGGGGCCUGACAGCGGCGGGGAGGCCUGAGCCGCCUGUCGGGUUGGGGAGGGGUGCGGGGUCCUGCCCGCCUGGCAGGAGACGGGGUCAGGGGGGCCAGCGUGGAAGGCAGGGCCAAGGGGGUUGGGGACGGGGGACUCCAAGCGUUCUGAGAAGUUGGGGGUUGGCAUGAACAGGGACUGCCAGCAAGGGGUUGGGGUGGUGGCAGGGAAAGGGGGAUCUGAUGUCAGGUCAGUGGGGGACUCGGGUUUGGGAACCAGGGGGCCAGGGGUUCCAGGAAGAAGGAGGUGGGGUGGGGGAAGGGAAAGAGGCGCGGGUCUGGGGAGGACUGAGGGGAGGAGCAGGAGAACUCAGUACAGUAAGGAGACCCUGCAGCCUCCCACUCCCCUCUGCCGUGGGGGCCUCAGGUGGGGUCCAGACUCACCAUACAGAAAGGCCUUCCGCUGGGUGAUGAUCCUCCAACUUGAUCGUGCAUCAGAAUUGCCUCUUCAAAGCACCUAGCAGUGACCUGUUAAAGCACGGAUUGCUGAGUUCCUGAUUCCAUAGGUCAGGUGCAGGCCCCAAAUUCGCCAACAAGUUCCCGGGUGCUGCUCAUGUUGUAGGUCACAAGCAGGCUCCCACCUGAGAAACUGCUGACCUAGCCAUCAUCUGUUCAGUCAGAUCUCGGUGGUACAGAGUCAGUUAUCACAGAGCCACCAGGCACAGAAAACCCAAAAUAUAGUCCUUCAUUCAACAGCCAUUUAAAAACUGCCAGAGCCUGUGCUGGGUGAAUAAACUGACCCCCAACUGAUUGCCCUUGGCCUCUGGAAUAUGUUCACUGAGUGUCUCGGACUUGGAGGAAAUCCUCCUAGUUCCCAACCAAGAGAAAGACUCUGAUGCCAGCCCCACCCUGGGCCUGCUGCUUGUGGAGGAUGGAGGGCUCCCUGCCUCAUUGACAUGCUCCUCCCCCGGUUGGCUCAUCGCGGCUUACUUGCUGGUUCACACCUUUGGUUUUAGCUCAAUGGCCCAUUUCUUGGGCUCUUGAGUAACCAUUGAGGCCAGGAGCAAGAGUCCCUCUUCCCUGGAGGGAGAGGCUUUUGGGGAUUCAGGCUGGUGGGAUGGAGGUUGCUGCCCCUCCCAUUCUAAGGGAGGGUGAAGGCCUGGGGCCAUUUGCCAUCACCAGCGGGGAUGCUGAUGUGUGAAAAGGUCUGGUGCCAACGUGGGAGUUUUCCUGUGCGGAUGGGGUGGAGAGAAAGAAGGAUUAUGGGCAGGGUAGAAAGACCUCAAGGUCUGGCUGGGGGUGCACUCCUGGCUGUGUCUCCCAGGGGAGGUCCUGUGGCACCCUGGCUCUUCUGAGACACAGAAGAGAGGUUUAAUUUGAGAAGCUCUUUCAUGCUAGGAAAUAAAACCGUAAAGGAAAAGGGUUAUUUGGUUGUAAAAUCCAGCAGCAUUAAUAAAAGCGAUUAUAUUCUGA